Dalotia coriaria is the source of this 918-nucleotide messenger RNA. Its product is annotated as congested-like trachea protein. Gene Ontology annotation, molecular function: O-acyl-L-carnitine transmembrane transporter activity. Gene Ontology annotation, cellular component: mitochondrial envelope. The transcript has a single exon. The record is from RefSeq and is a predicted model, not a curated record. The coding region runs from base 1 to 918 and encodes 305 amino acids. Gene Ontology annotation, biological process: mitochondrial transport; carnitine transmembrane transport. Lineage: Eukaryota; Metazoa; Arthropoda; Insecta; Coleoptera; Staphylinidae.
AUGUCAAAACUCACACUGGACCAAAUCGCCGGAACCCCACUAGAAUAUUUCAUCUGUGGGGGCAUAGGUGGUUGUUUGGCAACCUUCGUCGGCUACCCAUUCGACACAAUCAAAGUCCGCACGCAAACCCUACCCGCAAUAGACAACAAACUCCCAACACCCGGUAUAGUAAUGAAGAACCUCAUUAAAAAAGAAGGUAUCCUUGGAUUAUACCGUGGGAUACUAGCACCUUUGGCAACCAUCAUACCCAACUAUGGUAUGUCCUUCUGCACAUACAAAGUGUGCAAAAUAUUCAUAGGACCACGCGAACAUGAAUUACUAGAAACCCAGGAUUAUUUUAUUUCUGGGUGUACAUCAGGGUUUUUUACAAGUUUCAUCCAAGCACCUGCUGAUAGAGUGAAGGUAUUGUUACAAAUUCAAAGGUUACAUAGUCAUAAAGAAGACGCCCUGAGUGCUAAAGAGGUUAUAAAAAAAUUAUACAAAGAUGGCGGAUUGAAGAACAUAUACAAAGGUAUAGGUGCCACUUUACUGAAAGAAAUCCCCGCGAAUGGAGCUUAUUUCGCAACAUAUGAAACCCUACGUGAUGGUAUGACCAACAGAGGACGGGAAGCAACCACUCCUAGAGUAGCAAUGAUAGCUGGAGGUACAGCUGGUUUAACAUAUGCAAUUCUAGUUGCACCGCUAGAUGUACUCAAGAACCGCGUGCAAGCUGCUAAAUGGGAUGCCUACCCUCGAGGGGUAAGAGAUGUCCUACCUGAAUUAUACAAAACCGAAGGUCUUAGAGGGUUUACCAGAGGGUUAACUCCUGUUUUAUUACGAGCGGUACCUGCGAAUGUUGCUUGUUUUUUCGGGUUUGAAAUGGCAAGGCAACAUAUACGUGGACAGUGUUGGCUCAUGGAGUGUCUCUGGACAAAAUGA